AUGGGGAUUGCCUUGAGAGGCGAACCCUAUUCUGAUGAACCCUCAACACCAGCGGAAAUAUUAUUUAACCGGAGGACUUUUCCUAGCGUCAUAGCAACGAGUGGUCGGCGUCGGAUGAUGUCGAAUCUGUUCUAUGGUCGUUGGACAGUAGGCGGUCGACGUGACAGAAGCGGUCCUGCAUCUUUUUUGUUUCUCCAUUGCGAAAAAAUAAAGGCUGAGACACUGGAUACCAGAGUUGGAAGAGAGGCGGUGUUUGGGCUGGUGGAUGAAGAGGCUUUAGCAGGAUUAGAGGAAUGA
Molecule: messenger RNA, 297 nt
Organism: Protopolystoma xenopodis
Lineage: Eukaryota; Metazoa; Platyhelminthes; Monogenea; Polystomatidea; Polystomatidae
Source: the annotation of a GenBank genome assembly